Sus scrofa (pig) is the source of this 2120-nucleotide messenger RNA. It is a transcript of the gene NKX6-2, whose product is annotated as NK6 homeobox 2. Gene Ontology annotation, biological process: cell differentiation; regulation of transcription by RNA polymerase II. Lineage: Eukaryota; Metazoa; Chordata; Mammalia; Artiodactyla; Suidae. Gene Ontology annotation, molecular function: RNA polymerase II cis-regulatory region sequence-specific DNA binding; DNA-binding transcription factor activity, RNA polymerase II-specific. Gene Ontology annotation, cellular component: nucleus. The record is from RefSeq and is a predicted model, not a curated record.
CGGCGGCGGCGGGGCCCGGAUGGGCGCCCGGGCCGGCGGCGGCGGCGCCCAUGGACGCUAACCGCCCGGGCGCGUUCGUGCUGAGCAGCGCGCCGCUGGCAGCGCUGCACAACAUGGCCGAGAUGAAGACGUCGCUGUUCCCGUACGCGCUUCAGGGCCCGGCCGGCUUCAAGGCGCCCGCGCUGGGCAGCCUGAGUGCGCAGCUGCCGCUGGGCACCCCGCACGGCAUCAGCGACAUCCUGGGGCGGCCCGUGGGCACGGCGGGCGGCAGCCUCCUGGGCGGCCUGCCCCGUCUCAACGGGCUCGCCUCGUCGGCCGGCGUCUACUUCGGGCCCGCGGCCGCCGUGGCGCGCGGCUAUCCCAAGCCGCUGGCCGAGCUGCCCGGGCGCCCGCCCAUCUUCUGGCCCGGCGUGGUGCAGGGCUCGCCCUGGAGGGACCCGCGCCUGGCCGGCCCGGCCCAGGCCGGCGGGGUCCUGGACAAGGACGGCAAGAAGAAGCACUCGCGACCGACCUUCUCAGGGCAGCAGAUUUUCGCGCUGGAGAAGACUUUCGAGCAGACCAAGUACCUGGCGGGUCCGGAGCGCGCCCGCCUCGCCUACUCUCUGGGCAUGACUGAGAGCCAGGUCAAGGUGUGGUUCCAGAACCGCCGGACCAAGUGGCGCAAGCGGCACGCGGCGGAGAUGGCGUCGGCCAAGAAGAAGCAGGACUCGGACGCCGAGAAGCUGAAGGUGGGCGGCUCGGACGCGGAGGACGACGACGAGUACAACCGGCCCCUGGACCCCAACUCGGACGACGAGAAGAUCACGCGGCUGCUCAAGAAGCACAAACCCUCGAACUUGGCGCUGGUCAGCCCGUGCGGCGGCGGCGCGGGGGACGCCUCCUGAGGACGCGGCGGCGAGGCCGGACAACCAGGGUACGGGCCGCGGGCCGGCGCCCCGCCAGCCGCCCGCGCCGGAGUGUGUAUAUAUAUUUUUACAGCAGAAUAAGUUAUAAAGCGGCCCGGCUCGGGAUGGGCGAGCGAGUCCCCGGCCGCCCCCGCGUCCCUGUCCCGGGCUCUUGGCGUGGGCGCAGCACCGGGUUCGCCGCUGCCGAGCGUCCUGGGCGGAAUCACUUUGUAUAAUCAAUAAAUUAUUUAACACGUCCCCGUCGGAGCUGGGGCUCCCGAGGCUGCACCGCGUGUUUCUUCCUCAUCGAACACCGCGGGCGAGGCGCCCUGCGCGGCGGCGCCGCCGCCCGCAGCCCCUGCUCGGCCCUCUGUCCCAGGUCCCCGGUCGGGUCGUCUAUCCCGCGGGCUCCGCGCCCUCGGCCGGAGGCGGUCCUGGGCCUGGAGCGGGUCCUGCUCCGUAGCGGAGCUCGAUGGAGCCCUGGGCCGCGCAGGCGGCCGCAGCGCGCAGGACCGAGGGCAUCGCGAGGCCGGCCUGGAGCAGGCAAGGGCCCCCGGGCCCUGGGAACCCUCCAGCGGCUGCCUGAGGGAAGGGGGCCACCCUGCGCGAGAGCCGAGAAGAGCCAGGACUCAGCGAGGUGGAGCGGAGCCCCGGGCGCCAGGACAGAACGGGGCGCUGGGUGCAAGUCGGCGGCGGCUCCUCCGGUGCAGGCGGUGCAGGCAGCUCGGGCUGGAGGCAGCAGAAACGCUGAAGGGCGAAUCCCAGUCGUUACCGCUGCAGUACCAAGUCCGAAGGCAGCCUGGCCCCGUGGCUCAGUCCUGUGACAACAUCCGACCCGCCAGAGCCCAGGACUGCUGAUGAGCGCGGCUGGAGUCACGGGGACCCAGGAGGAGGCGGCGCAAAGCAAACAGGAGUUUUUCACCACGGUCAAUUUUAUUGCUUAGGAACCGGAGCGGUCAUUUCCAAAGGCCUGCACAGUGACCAACCGCUGAAACCCCGCUACACAGAAUCACCGUGGGGGCAGAACGGCCGUGCGGCCCGUGGACAGAGCAGAGUGACCACAGCAUGACACAGACCCCGACCGUAUCAUCAAGGACACAGGUUCGGCAAGCGGACACCAGGUCGCUUGCAACAGUAGUGAUUUAUCUAAAAACAAGCUUCUCCCCAGCGCCUUCCCCCAGCCCGGAGUUCUGUAGUGUUCUAAAGCAGAUCAAUAAAACGUACGCUUGUGUUUCA